UAUUUAUUGUCAAAUGUCUUUUGACAUAACACAACAUAACCUUAAAAUACGAGUUUAUCCUUUGAUAUUUCAUCAGCACCAUUUCUAUUAAGUAAAAUGUUAUUUCAUAAAGUAACUACUGUUGCUAUUACGCGCUUUCCCCAUGCAAGAAUUUUACCGAGGUUGGCAAACUUGAAGAUUGUGCAAUCAGUGCGUGCUUUGUGUACAAACAAACCACCGAGCAACUCACCAAAUGUUCAGGCAGAGGAAGCUAUUGGAACUGCUGAUGGUGCAAGUGUGAAAAGUGGUUUCGCUUUGGCCUUUGACAAACACACGGAAGCUGCCACAAGUAAACCUGAGGAAGUUGUAGAUGUAGAAACGUUUCCGUCUUUGUUGCGUAAAUCGAAAUUCAUUGAUUUAGGUGAUCCAGAAGGCAAAAUAGUGAGUGGAAAAAUUUUUCAUGUAGUCGGGGAUGAUUUAUAUAUUGAUUUCGGGUGGAAGUUUCACUGUGUAUGCACGAGACCGGCGCGCGGUGGCGAAGACUAUGUGCGAGGUUCACGCGUAAGGCUACGGAUUAAAGAUUUGGAGUUGUCAACGAAAUUUUUGGGCUCAGAAAAAGAUUUGACUAUUUUAGAAGCUGACUGCCAAUUACUUGGUUUGCUAUCAUCGCCUGCAAGACAGGGUACUAAAAUACAGUAAUUUAAAAUAAUUGAAAAACUUUAUUUGCAUAAAGCAUUGCCCUUAAAUUAUUAUCUAAGCGUUAUAAUUUAAUUACAAACAUUUUUUAAUAGCACAUACGUCACCUACAACAUUC
Molecule: messenger RNA, 793 nt
Organism: Rhagoletis pomonella (apple maggot)
Lineage: Eukaryota; Metazoa; Arthropoda; Insecta; Diptera; Tephritidae
Gene: mRpS28
Product: 28S ribosomal protein S28, mitochondrial
Exons: 3
Coding region: 97-678 (193 amino acids)
Cellular component (GO): mitochondrial small ribosomal subunit
Source: RefSeq, a predicted model, not a curated record